Ipomoea nil (Japanese morning glory) is the source of this 1053-nucleotide messenger RNA. RefSeq names its product E3 ubiquitin-protein ligase BOI-like. Lineage: Eukaryota; Viridiplantae; Streptophyta; Magnoliopsida; Solanales; Convolvulaceae. Gene Ontology annotation, molecular function: ubiquitin-protein transferase activity. Gene Ontology annotation, biological process: regulation of programmed cell death. Bases 92 to 1024 code for a protein of 310 amino acids. The transcript has 2 exons. The record is from RefSeq and is a predicted model, not a curated record.
AAGCCAAAUGCAGUGUAAACCCAUUCUUGUUUGUCGCUCCUCUCUGUCUUCUCUCUAGUUUUGUCUAGGUUAAGCACGGAAAUUCUCUCCCAUGGCGGUUGAAGCCAAUUCUAAUCUUCUCCUUCUCCCCCAAGAAUUCUCCGAUUUUAUUCCGUUGGGCAUGGAAAAUUGCAGAGAUUUCAUGAGUACUAAGCCAAGGUUGGCCGGAUAUCAGAGCAUCUUCCCGUUUAAUCGAUCUCGGCCGGUGAAGACGGCGGUGAAUGGCGCCGCCGGGAAUAGUGUUCAGCAACCAUCGCUUCAGGGGAAGCGAUCUAGAGAUUCUCUCGAUCUCUAUAAUCCGUCCCCUGUUUUUCCAAAGAACACACAAAUUGCCGCUGUCGCCGGUGAUGAUUUCUUGCAAUCGGAGAUAGACAAAAUCGUCUCGCAUCAUACGAAGAAACUUAGGAUGGAAUUUGAGGAGAGGCAGAAACAGACGGCGAGGAAUCUAAUGGCGUCGAUCGGAGAAGGGAUGGUGAAGAAACUGAGGGAGAAAGACGAAGAGAUCCAAAGAAUGGGGAAAUUAAAUUUAGCCCUACAAGAAAGGGUGAAGAGUCUUUACGUGGAGAAUCAGCUAUGGCGGGACAUGGCGCAGACGAACGAGGCCGCCGCAAAUUCCCUCCGGAGCAAUCUUGAACAAGUCCUCGCCCACGUCGCCUCCGACGUCUCCUUCCCCGCCGCCGCCGCGCCGGUGGAGGAAGACGCCGAGUCCUGCUGCGGAAGCAGCGAUCACGGCCGCGGAGACCCGGAGGUCUCCACGGCGAUGCCGGAGUGGCGCACCCCCGUAACGGAUCCUCAGGACAGCAACAACGGCGCCGGCGCCGUCGGCCGGAUUUGCCGGCGAUGCGGCGAGAGAGAAUCGAGUGUUUUGCUGCUGCCGUGUCGGCAUCUCUGCCUCUGCACAGUGUGUGGGUCCACCCUGAUACGAUGUUGCCCAGUAUGUAACUCUAACAUGAAUGCCACUGUUCACGUUAACAUGUCUUCUUGAUGAUAAAAAACAAAAAAAAAAAAAAAAAA